UAGGGAACAUAUGGUGUUGUAUAUAAAGCCUUAGAUAUAUCAACUAAUGAAUUUGUGGCUAUAAAACAAAUAAGAAUGGAUCCAUCUGAAGACGAAGGAAUACCUGCCACAACUUUAAGAGAAAUUGCAAUGUUAAAAAAACUAAAUCAUUAAAAUAUUGUAAAAUUGAGAGAUGUUCAUAUUUUUUUAGAUGAACCAAAAAUAUAUUUGAUUUUUGAUUAUUAUAAAAGAGAUUUACGUACUUAUUUAAAAGAAAUGCCUGAUCCAGAGACUAAAAACAUAUAGUUUUUUAAAAAAUGUUUAAAUAAAUACUAGAUGCAGUUGAUUAUUGUCACUCAAAUGGGGUACUUCAUAGAGAUUUAAAGCCUUAAAAUAUACUUGUUAGUGAUAAUGAUGAAAUUAAAAUUGCUGAUUUUGGUUUAGCUAGGGCUUUUAAUUAUCCAAUGAAAGAAUUAACUAAGGAUAUAGUAACUUUAUGGUAUCGUUCUGCCGAUUUAUUAUUAGGUGAAAAAAAAUAUGAUCUUUCUAUAGAUAUGUGGUCUGUAGGAUGUAUUUUGGCUGAAUUUAUUACUAAAAUACCAAUUUUUAUGGGAGAUUCUUAAAUUGAUUAGCUUUUUAAGAUAUUUAAGGUUACAGGAACACCGAAUUAGUAAAUAUGGCCUGAAGUUGUAAAAUAUGAAGAUUUCAAAACAAGUUUCCCAAGAUUUUAGGCAGAUAAUAUAUUUAGAAAUUAACCAAAAUUUCAGAUUAUAGGAGAAUAUGGAAUUUAACUUUUAGAAUCAUUACUUACUAUAGUUCCUUACAAAAGACUUAAUGCUUACGAAGCAUUAAAUACACCUUUUUUUAAAAUUUGA
Messenger RNA from Ichthyophthirius multifiliis, 854 nucleotides. RefSeq lists its product as hypothetical. NCBI's taxonomy places the organism in Eukaryota, Ciliophora, Oligohymenophorea, Hymenostomatida. Gene Ontology annotation, cellular component: nucleus. The transcript has 2 exons. The record is from RefSeq and is a predicted model, not a curated record. Gene Ontology annotation, biological process: protein phosphorylation. Gene Ontology annotation, molecular function: ATP binding; cyclin-dependent protein serine/threonine kinase activity.